Penicillium alfredii is the source of this 627-nucleotide messenger RNA. RefSeq lists its product as uncharacterized. NCBI's taxonomy places the organism in Eukaryota, Fungi, Ascomycota, Eurotiomycetes, Eurotiales, Aspergillaceae. The transcript has 2 exons. Bases 1 to 627 code for a protein of 208 amino acids. The record is from RefSeq and is a predicted model, not a curated record.
AUGCUGGAGCGACAGCAAUGGGGGUUCCUCAAAGAUCAACGGCCCCUGGAUUUUGAAUUUCCGGAAGUAUACCAUCAUUUUGAGACUGGUUCGCGAUAUUUCCUCGUCGUCUCGAGGGUUCCUGGCCAGCUGCUUGAGGAAGCUUGGCCUAACAUGGACGAUACCCUUCGCCAGUAUUACAUCGGCAAGGUAGCAGACAUUUGCAAUCAUUUGGCGGCAUGGAAGGGCGAUAUUAUUAGUGGUGUGGACGGACACCAGCUAUUUGAGCGUUAUCUUGUUAAAGGCGACAGCAAAAUGGCGGAUGCACUGUCCCCACAGCAGCUUCUGCACAAUUGUACCGAGAUGUCUAUGGAUAUCUCUGCAUUUGUCUUCUAUCAUUGUGAUCUUGGCCCUACGAAUCUUCUUGUCGAUACUUCGACGGGCUCGCUGGGCAUCAUUGAUUGGGAGCUUGCUGGCUACGUUCCCAUCGAAUGGGUUAGAACAAAAUUUCGACUCUCAGCAGGAAUGGAUUUCAACCAUGGGGAUGAGGACUCCAAAAGGGACUGGCGCCGCAGAGUUGCCCAGCAUCUGGAAAAGAUGGGCUACCGCGAUGUUGUGGAUGCAUGGUGGGAGUUUCACAGAAGCUAG